CUUCAUCACAAUUGACAGCCGCUAGCUCACGGCGCGGACCGCAAUCGCUAUCGACACCAUGUUCUUCGAUCAAGACAGUUUUGGUCUUGGCUUUGCCGCGGGGCUCAUCACCGCCCUGGCCAUCGCUGGCAUCAUUGCUUUGGUGGUGAUGCGAAUGAGCGAUAUCUACGGCCUGGGACACUGGAAGCUCAACAUCACAACGCGACCACCAUCCAUGUGGAUGAACGUGGGAUACUGGAAAACCCAUACAGGCGAGCCAAUUGACACGCUCCCCGCGGCUGCCUCUGCACUGCUCGAGCAGGUUGUGAGCGCCGCCGGGCUGUCGGGUGAUGCACCUGGUAAAGCUAGUCCUCGCGGUUCCCUCGCCAUUCUAGAUCUGGGGUUCGGAUGUGGUGACCAGACUUGGCAGUUGGCGAGGACGGCUACGGAGCAGGGCUGGAGGGAUUUUCGCUAUGUUGGGCUUACGCUUAAUGAUGCGCAGGUCCAGACGUCGCGACGCAGGAUUUAUCGCGAGUUGUCUGAGGCGGGGACUGCAUUUGAUGCGGAGGCGUUCAGCCUCUUCCGCGCUGAUGCUGCGAAACCACAGACUUGGAGUCCCCAGAUCAGAGAGGCUGUUUAUUCACUGGCUGAUGAGAAGUAUACUGAGCGAUGGCUGCUUGCUCUCGACUGUAUCUACCAUUUCUCUCCGUCCCGAAAACCCGUUCUUUCACACGCCGCCAAAGAGCUCGACGCCAAUUACAUGGCAUUCGAUCUCCUUCUCAACGAGAAAGCCUCCACCAAGGACAUCUGGAGGGCUAGACUCAUCGGAAAAAUGAUGGGCUGCCCACUCAAAACCUUCCUCUCGGAGACAGAGUACAGAGAUCAACUGGUGGAGUGCGGGUAUGACCGCAACGAGAUCACGAUUAAGGAGAUCACAGACGAUGUCUUUUCAGGCCUGGUCAAAUUCCUCGAUCGCCAAGACAAAUUGUUAGCAGAAUACGGCAUCACAAUGGGCGGUUUUAAAUUAGCAGGGAGAUUGUUCAACUGGUUCGACAAGUCCCGCGUCGUAAGAGCCGUGGUCGUCGUCGCUCGCACCAAGAGCAAGACAGGGUAGGGAAAUAGCACCGUAAUCACAGUUACCCAAAAGUGAUAUUAAUUAAUUAGCAUUCCUCUUGUCAGAUCUUACUUUUGUGCAGUGCAUCCCACCUUAUUCUUAUUCUUGAUCCUGGCCCUAUAUCCGCGUGGGCUUCCGCGUCCCUCCCCUUGCUUUUUUGGACACGCAUGGUUUGCUUUACGAUUGCCAGUGUCGUUUUUGCUGGCCCCGCUCUCCCCGCUCGCUGUUCCUGAAUAUUGAAAAAUAACGUCGUUUUGUGGGCGAUUGGUAGUCUGUGUUUCACUAAACGGUCUGAUGGUCGAUGCGCGGACGGACCUUGGGAUCCCGGGAACCACGGCGCUGGAAUCGCGGACCCGCGGGUUAGGCUAUGAGCUGAAGUAAAACAGCCAGGGUGUUAGUUAGGGCCUUUCGCGAGUGAGGCGAAGAAUACAG
Fusarium odoratissimum NRRL 54006 is the source of this 1525-nucleotide messenger RNA. RefSeq lists its product as uncharacterized. The record is from RefSeq and is a predicted model, not a curated record. NCBI's taxonomy places the organism in Eukaryota, Fungi, Ascomycota, Sordariomycetes, Hypocreales, Nectriaceae. The transcript is spliced from 2 exons. Bases 59 to 1093 code for a protein of 344 amino acids.